Messenger RNA from Zophobas morio, 891 nucleotides. RefSeq names its product octapeptide-repeat protein T2-like. Bases 1 to 891 code for a protein of 296 amino acids. The transcript is spliced from 4 exons. The record is from RefSeq and is a predicted model, not a curated record. NCBI's taxonomy places the organism in Eukaryota, Metazoa, Arthropoda, Insecta, Coleoptera, Tenebrionidae.
AUGACAGAAGGGGAGGAAAGACAGAGGAAGGUAAAAGACAGAAGGGGAGGAAAGACAGAAGGGAGAAAGGCAGAAGGGGGAAAGACAAGGGAGGAAGGGGAGGAAAGACAGAAGGGGGAAAGGCAGAAGGGGGAAAGACAGAAGAGAAAGACAAGGGAAGAACCACAGAAAGGGAGAAACACAGAAGGGACAAAAAUAGAAGGGGCGAAAGACAAAAGGGGAGAAAGACAGAAGGGGAGAAAGACAGUAGGGAGCGGAAACACAGAAGGGACAAAAAUAGAAGGGUCGAAAGACAAAAGGGGAGAAAGACAGAAGGGAGGAAAGACAGAAGAGGACAAAGACAAAAGGGAAGGGGAGGAAAAACAGAAGGGGAAUAGUUACGGAAGGAAAGACAGAAGGGAGAAAGAUAGAAACGGGAAAGAUAGAAAGGAGAAGACAGAAGGGGAAGACAUAAGGGGGAAAACAGAAGUGGGGAAUAGACGGAAGGGAGGGAAGACAAGGGGAGAAAAACAGAAGGAAGCGGAAACACAGAAGGGACAAAGACAGAAGGGGCAAAAGACAAAAGGGGGAAAAGACAAAAAGGGGAAGGACAGAAGGGGGGAAAACAGAAGUAGGGAUAGACGGAAGGGGGGGAAAGACAGAAGGGAAGGAAAAGGCAGAAGGGGGAAAGACAGAAGGGAAGGGAAAGACAGAAGAGGACAAAGACAGAACGGGAGGAAGACAGAUCGGGGGAUAGACAGAAGGAGGGAAAGACAUAAAGGGGAAAACAAGUGGAGGAUAGGCGGAAGGGGGAAAGGCAGAAGGGGGAAAGACAGAAGGGAAAGACAAGAGAAGAACCACAGAAAGGGAGAAAGACAGAAGGGAGCGGAAACACAGAAGGGACAAAAAUAG